Meira miltonrushii is the source of this 891-nucleotide messenger RNA. RefSeq lists its product as uncharacterized. The transcript has a single exon. The record is from RefSeq and is a predicted model, not a curated record. NCBI's taxonomy places the organism in Eukaryota, Fungi, Basidiomycota, Exobasidiomycetes, Exobasidiales, Brachybasidiaceae. The coding region runs from base 1 to 891 and encodes 296 amino acids. Gene Ontology annotation, biological process: negative regulation of translational initiation. Gene Ontology annotation, molecular function: eukaryotic initiation factor 4E binding.
AUGACUACCCCUGUUGCCAUUCGUCGUGCUCCAACUGAUUUCCAUAUGCCAAAAUCUCAUCAUCAUCACCAACAUAAUGUUCGUCAUAAUCAUCAAACGAUGAACGGUCAUAACAAGACUCUUACAAAAACAGAGGCCAGCAAAUCAGGCAACACUCAACUCUUCGGCACAACACCUGGCGGAACGAAUAGGAUUGUUUAUUCUCGUGAACAAUUAUUGCUUUUGGCAAGUUCACCUUUAUCACAAACAAUCACUCCUGUUCCGCAAGAGAUCAGUCGUUCACCCGAAUUGAAAUCAGACGGUUUUGCUCAUCAAAACAGCCCUUAUGCUAAAUCACCUCCUCAAUCACAACCACAACAAAGAAACCCUCCAAGAGCAACAAACGGUUCUUCUACCGUUCGCAAUCCUUCUCCACCUUGGACUACUGUGGUGAAAUCCGGUAAGAAGGACGUCAAACCGUUGAAUAUGAAUGGUGUCCAAUACGGUCGUUCACCAGGCGGUCGAUCACCUUCUGCAAACUUCAACGUUGGCAGUAUCGGUAGUGCUGGGAUCACGGCAAGCAGCAUUACCCGCUCUCCACCAAACAGUGCAAGCAAGCCACGUAGUCCGGGUAAUGCGUUCAAUUUUGGUAAACUUGGCUCUAAUCAACAACAAACAAAUACAACACCUUCUUCGUUUAAAGAACGUUUAGAAGCGGCAGAAGCAGCUGUUGCAAAACAACAACAACAAACAAAUGAUGAAGAGCAAGAAGACACUCCAAACCUUUCAAACGAUAAUCAUCAUGUCAAACGUGGUCGUUUAGGCAGUAAUAGUAGCACGAGUACCACUAGCAAUAACGGUAACAACGCUCAUCAUCAUGAAAAUGAUGAACAAUUUGCUAUGGAAAUGUAG